CAGAACGACGCCUAUGCUAACGUUAGUUCGCAGUGAGGUGGUGGUCCCACUUGAAACUUUGGAUCGAACACGUGAUUCGUGCUACUUGUGUUAUUUUAGGCGUAACUUAUCAGUCGAAGAUGGGAGAGGGUUUCCCCCAGAAGCUUUGAAACUCAUGGAUAAAUCAAAAUUAGAGCCUGAAAAAAUGGAAUUGGUUGGUGUGACUCAUGUUGUGGACGCCAUUACAUUUUGGGCUCAGAAUGUGAACGAGGACCAGGCGGUAGAGAAGAUGACUAACAUGUUGUCAGAGAAGUGUCCUGUUGCUAGAAGGCUCAUGAGUAAUCCCAGUCCCCAGAAGAUCUAUGCUGCACUCUUUUCUGAAGAUGGUUGCUGGUACAGAUGUAAGGUCCUACAGCAGACUGAGGACAAGUUGGAAGUGUCGUACAUGGAUUAUGGAAAUACCGAAGUCAUCAGCAGAUCAGCCCUUGUGGAGCUCUCGGAGGGCCUACAGACAGCUAGUCUGGCCAAGAAGUACAGGUUCUGGGGUUUUCAUGUUUCCAGUGACCAAGAUUCAGCACAUUUUCUGCAGGGAAAGACCUUCCUGCAGAAUUUGAUAUUUGGGAAAAAACUACGAAUCCAGAAGAAGUCUGUGUGUUUUGAUGGAACCAUUCUGGUCCAAGCGUUCCAGGGGAACUUGGAUAUUGGGGAAGAGGUCCUGAAAAUGAAGUUUGCAAAACUGAGCCUCCCUGAGAACAGCCCACAGCCCAGCCGAGUGCUUCAGGACCCUUCAGCUCUCUGGCCUCACCGUGUGUUGGAGCGAGGUGACCUCGAAAUGUCACCAUCCCUAGGAAGCAUGCCAAAACUGCGCCCCGCCUUCACAGAUCAGAAGCCUCAGGCCCAUAAGGAGAAGGCCACGACCACGCCCCUUCAGCCUGCCAACCUGCUGAAGAAGAAGAUGGAUCAGGAGCUGAUGGAGGAGAACGAAAGGCUGAAAGCAGAAAGGGGCACCCAGCAGCAGGGUGCUCUUCUCCUGGAGAGGGAGUUGAGGGACACUCGAGCAGAGCUGCAGAGGGCAAAUUUAGCAGUACUGAAAGAGACAAAAGAGGUGGAGAAACUGAAGGCGGGGAAUGGUGUCCUUCAACAAAAAAUGGACAUCCUUCAGAACCAGCUGAAGGAGACCAGGCUGGCAUUGGAGUUGGCACAGCAGGAGAAGCAGAAGAAUGCGGGGGAGGUAGAGAAGCUUUUGGAGACCGCAGCAGGGGAUAAGCUGGGGAAACUUGCAGAGAAAGUGGAUUUAGUGAGAAAUGUAAGAAAGCACAGUUCCAGCAGCACUGUGGGGGACAGUCUGCUACAGGCCAUCACCAUUGUCAUGAACAAUAGACUCUCCAUCCCUGUUGCCAUGGAGAAGUUGGAGGUGGCAUGGAAAGAGUACAGUCAUGCGCAGGAGAUGGUGAAAGCCUGCCAGAUGAGGAAGGAGCUGGUCGAUCUGAUUGACCACAGGAACAAGGUGAGGUGUGCCCUUGUGACUGCUGUGGAUGACUACAUACAGGAAGUUGACGGGCUGCCAAUCAGUGAGCGUAUGGACAUGCUCGAGCAUGUGGCCGUGUCUCUGACAGCGGUGUUCGGCCCCUUCUUGGCGGACGACGCCGGCGAGCGGGCGUUUCACCAGUUCUCAGAGUGGAAGAGUCGCAAGCAGCAGGAGAGCCAGAGCGUGAGGGAGAGGACAGACACCGCUCUGCAGUCCCUGUGCUCCUGGUUCAGCGACGCGGGAAAGUUCUUCUGUUUGUCGAGCAAAACAUCAGUGUGCUUGAGUGACGUUUUCGUGGGACUGGACGCACUUCUGAAGAGGGCAGAGCUAGACCUGUUCAAGGAGCUGGAGGUGUCCCAAACCGAGCAGAAGGAUCAGGAUGUUCAGAUUGUGUCUGGCGCAUUUAACAAAGUCAUUCAGGAGAUUCAGAGGGAGCAGAGCCUCCUGUGCAACAUUCGGGAGAAAUACCUGCAGAACCUUCAGUUUAAGGAGGAGCUGCACCAGUGGCAGAACAACAGCCCGAAUGCAGACAAACUCUUCCUCAUCAAGAAGAGCAUCAGGAGCCUGAGGUCUCGGCUGCGCUGGAGGCUGGUGGAGGAGGGAAGCCUGGAGGAGGCUGAAGAGCAGGACUUGACUGAAAUUGUGAAAAAGAAGGAAGAGAUUGCUGAGACAAGGAAUGCCCUUUUUCACGAGAUAAGUCAAGAGAAGGAUGAAUAUAAGAAGCUGAGUGUUCUGGCCAAGGGGGGCUUCCCCGAACUUCCACUGCUCUACCCCGAGGCAGACAUUCUCAGCUACAUGACCUCUGAAGGUCUCCUGGUGAAGAGUCUGGACCGGGAGGUGUUUGACACCGAGCCAAUGAGGGAGCUGAGCGGGAGGAGACCACUGCUGUGCACGGAGUUCCAGGGUCAGAGGGUCAUCCUGAAGGGGUAUGCCAUAGAUGAGGAGACUGAGGCACGGAUGCUAGAGGGAGCGACCGCGUACCAUCGAGCGAGGAUGUUCACUGAGGAGCAGGCUGGGCUACUCCCUCUGGUGGCCCUUUUCUUGGGAAAGUCUGACCCACUGGCGUAUGUGAUGGUCCCGUAUUUCACCGGCGGAAGCCUGAAGGUGGUGCAGAAGUCCAGCCCUUUGACUGCCUCUGAGACAGUUGGGGUGAUGAGGGGCAUGGCUCUGGGACUGCGGACACUGCACAGCUCUGGCAUUACCCACGGAUCUCUGCACCCCGGCAACGUGUUUGUGCUCAACCGAGAGCAGGGCAUGGUGGGCGACUUCGACUUCACAAAGACGGCCGAGCAGAGGGCUGUUGACAGUGCUAUGGUGGCGGGCUCUCUCAGCCUGGUGGCCCCAGAGGUCCGGCAGGGCCAGCCUCCCUCUCAGAGCUCAGACAUGUACUGUGUCGGCUGCCUGCUGCUCUGGCUUCACUUCCCAGAUGCCAGGUAUACACUGAAAACAGAUGGAUUGAUACCAGAUACAAGUGAACUGAAACUGGUGAGUGUUGUUCUUCUGUUUUAUGCUGCACAUAAACUUCCCUCGGGGGACAAUGAAAGCUUACUAAAGAAUUUAAUAAAUGAUUUCUGUUUUUAUUUUAUAGCAUUAUGAGAGGUUAAGGUCAAACACGUCUCUAUAACGCAUCUAUGCUUUCACAGGAUCCCAAACUCAAUGGCUUGCUAUCAAAGCUGCUGGUAUGUUCCGGAAGGUUAACGGCUCCUGAAGUCCAGUCUGAUGACUAUUUCCUGGAGGGUGGGGUCUGAGCAUGUAACCAUGACAUUCAAGAACAGCUGAGAGACCAAUGUGAACCAUACUUUUUGUUGUCGUGACAUUCCUACUAUUGCUUUAAUUUUUAAAAUCUUUCCUGUUGCCAAGUUACUUUUUUUGUAUUCAUUGUUGAAUACCAUUUGUUUUGAAUGUUCUGUUAAGAUUUAACUACAAAGCUGCAGGAACCCCUUUGUUUAUUCCUUGUCCUGUUAAACACUACAAAUUAAAAAGGAUGCUUGGAAA
This is a messenger RNA of Conger conger (European conger), 3502 nucleotides long. It is a transcript of the gene stk31, whose product is annotated as serine/threonine kinase 31. The record is from RefSeq and is a predicted model, not a curated record. The transcript has 24 exons. Lineage: Eukaryota; Metazoa; Chordata; Actinopteri; Anguilliformes; Congridae. Gene Ontology annotation, biological process: protein phosphorylation. Bases 14 to 3103 code for a protein of 1029 amino acids. Gene Ontology annotation, molecular function: ATP binding; protein kinase activity.